GAAAAUUCGGCAUUCUGUUAAUUCUGUAUUAUUUUACUAUUUUAUAUAUUGUUGUGUUCCUAUUGCCCAAUUCUACAUAAUCUUUGGGUAAAAUAAAAAUUAACUAUAGAAAGAACAUAAAAAGGUGAUAUUUGGUUUGCUGAAAUUGAAAAACCAUUAUAGGGUUCUCAUCAUGUGGCGAAGCAAACUAGCCCUUAAUAAGUUGCGCCCCUUUGUUCAAAAUGCCUCCAGACGAAUGAGCCAAGUUGAAACAAAAGUUUCAGAAACUCGAGCAGACAUCAGCGGUUUAGUUCCAAAUGAAAAAAUCCACGGGUUUAUAGUGAAAAAUGUCAAAGAUAUUCCAGAAUUCCGAAUCCGUGCCAUAUAUUUGGAACACGAAAAAACCAAAUCCGAAUAUUUGCAUUUAUAUCGUGACGAUAGCAAUAAUUUAUUUUCUAUUAACUUUAGAACGACUCCCACCGAUAGUACCGGUGCGCCACAUAUUCUCGAACAUACAGUACUGUGCGGUUCAAAAUUAUUUCCAGUGAGAGAUCCGUUUUUUAAAAUGCUAAACAGGUCCUUGGCCACUUUUAUGAACGCCAUGACAGGAUCGGAUUACACAAUCUACCCUUUUAGCACUCAGAAUUAUUCAGACUAUAAAAAUUUACAAAGAAUCUAUUUAGAUGCCGUUUUUAAUCCUGUACUAAGCGAAUCAGAUUUUAUGCAAGAGGGAUGGAGAUUGGAAAAUAAGACAGUAAGCGAUCCAAAAUCUGAUUUAGUCAUCAAGGGAGUAGUUUACAAUGAAAUGAAAGGAGUAUUUUCCGAAAAUGAAAAUAUAUUUGGCCAAAAACUGCAAAAUAUGAUUUUACCAGAUCAUACUUAUGGGGUAGUGUCAGGUGGUGAGCCGUCAGUAAUUCCCAAUUUGACUUGGGAAGGCCUAAAAGAAUUUCACAGAGGGCAUUACAAUCCAAGUAAUUGUAGAUGCUUGUCAUAUGGUAAUUUUCCAUUAUUACCAUCAUUAGAGUAUAUUAACGAAACAUAUUUUAAAAAUUACGCCUAUUCACAUCCAAUCAAUACAGUUGUCCCUAAGCAAAAACGUUGGUCAGAACCAAAACGUGAACAUAUAACUUCCAGAUUCGAUGCGAUGGCAGAAAAGUUUGAAAAACAAAACACCAUUGGCAUUUCUCUAUUACUCUCUGAUUGUACAGAUGUUUAUGAAACGUUUUUAAUGCAAUUCAUUACUCAAUUGCUUAUAAAAGGACCCAAUGCUGCUUUUUAUAAGACUCUUAUUGAACCUAAUUUUUCUAGUGGAUUUACACCUUCCACUGGUUUGGAUACUCAAUCACGUGAUACUGUUUUCACUAUAAGUCUAAAAGGCAUUACAACUGAAGACUUUAGUAAAAUAGAAGGCAUUUUCAAUAAAACUAUUGACGAGGUUAUCGAAAAAGGUUUCACAAAUGACCAUAUUGAAUCUGUGUUGCAUAGUUAUGAGUUGAUGUUAAAACACGAAAGUAAGAAUUUCGGUUUGAAUUUGUUAUUUGGCGUAACUGCUCUGUGGAAUCAUUCUAAUGAAGUUUUAACAGCAUUGGAAGUGAAUGCUGUUAUUGAAAAGUUGAGGUCGGAACUGAAAAAUAAUCCCAAGUAUUUGCAAGAGACAAUCAAAACUUAUUUUAAAGAGAAUAAUCAUAAGUUGGUUUUAACCAUGUCGCCCGAUAAAGAGUAUGAGGUUAAGUUGGAAAAAGCAGAAAUUGAUUUGAUUAAGAAGAAAACUAAAAAUUUGGGCGAUAAAGAUAAGAAAGUAAUUUUCGAAAAGUGCUUGGAGCUUCAAAAACUCCAAGAAGCUACACAAAACUCAAAUCUGCUACCGACAUUACAAAUGGACGACAUAAACUCUGACAUUGAAAAAAUCAACAAAGUUACUGUUUGCAUAAACAAUGUACCCACUCAAAUAAACAAAGUGAAUUCAAACGGUUUAAUUUAUUUCAAGUCGGUUCUGAAUACCAGCGACCUAUCACAAGAACAACACAUGUUACUACCGCUGUUUUGCUAUAUUAUUAAUAAAAUGGGCACCGACAAGUUGGACUAUAAAGAAUUCGACAAUCUUGUCAGCAGAAAAACUGCCGGAUUGAAUUUCAAUGUACACAUUGCUGACAGCUUGUAUCAUCUUCAUACAUAUGAACCGGGAAUAUUUUUGUCCAGUUACUGUUUGGAGAAGAAUGCUGAGAGUAUGUGGGAUUUGUGGCAGCAAUUGUUCAAUAUGACUAAAUUACAGGAUAUUGAUAGAUUUAGAAUGCUCGCUCAACUCUACAUGGCUAAUCUAACCCAUGGCAUUACCGAUUCUGGCCAUAUUUACGCCAUGCAAACAGCCGCAAGUCUAGUGUCUGGAUCCGCAUAUCAAGUAGAAUUGUUGUCUGGAUUACAGCACAUAUCUUAUAUGAAACGGUUGCUUCACACUUCCAAUUAUAAAGCUAUGCUAGAUGAAAUUUUGGAAAUUGGAAGAUUGCUGUUUGAUAGAAGGAAAAUGAGGGUUGCACUUAAUAUAUCUGCAGAAAAUCAAAACCAAAUCUUACAUGGUUAUGAAAAUUUCAUUACCAAACUACCAGGAAAUGAACUUCAAAUUGUUGGUCAACAAAAAAGUGAAAAUUCCUAUGUUGUGGGCCAAAUAUGGUCUCCUUCGGAUUCAGUGAAUUGCCAACAUCACAUUUUAAAUAUUCCAGUGAAUUAUUGUAGCAAGGCUGUUUUGACUGCUCCCUAUACAAAACCUGAGUACGCUUCCUUAAAGGUUCUAGCAAAAUUACUUUCCGCUAAGUAUUUGCAUCCGGAACUGAGAGAAAAACACGGAGCCUAUGGAGCUGGAGCCAGAUUAGCAGCUGACGGAGUAUUCUCAUUUUACAGCUACAGAGAUCCAUUUAAUGUCGAAACAUUGGACGUUUUUGAUAAUUCAUAUGAUUGGCUCAAAACUAACUUGAAAGACGUCAAAGAUCAAGACUUACUGGAAGCCAAAUUAGGCGUUUUUCAGGAAGUCGAUGCUCCUGUACCGCCAAGUUCGAAGGGCUGUGACGAUUUCCUGAGAAAAUUAAGUUCAGAAGUAUUACAAAGACACAGAUCUGAUUUAAUGGCAGUUAGCAAGAAAAAUAUUGAAGAUGUUAUGGAAGAAUAUUUGGGAGAUCAAAGUAAUUUGAAAUCGGGAAAAGUGGUUUUGGGACCUAAAAAUGAAGCCUUCAAUUCCACUUCGAGGAAGAAUGAAAUCUGGACUUUAGUUGAUAUUGCAUAGAUUUUAGUGUUGUUUGCCAAAUGUUUAUAAUAAAUUUGUUUUUUUU
Molecule: messenger RNA, 3299 nt
Organism: Ceutorhynchus assimilis (cabbage seed weevil)
Lineage: Eukaryota; Metazoa; Arthropoda; Insecta; Coleoptera; Curculionidae
Source: the annotation of a GenBank genome assembly